AAAAAAUAAUACCAGAACAAUCCAAAAUGUCCGAUCCCACCGCCGAAGCCGUCCCUCCCCCACCAACAACCUCAACCCAAAACCCCGACGCACAAGGCCAAUUCUCCGCCGCCGUGGACGAUCUCCUCGACCAGCUACAACAUAAAUUCGAUGGUGUUUCGAGGGAGAUGUUUGGGAAGUUGGACGAUAUGGCCAGACGGUUGGAUGAGUUAGAGGCUUCGUUUACGGUGGUGGAUGGGACGACUACGUCCGGGGGAGCAGGUGGUGGUGGUGCGUCGCAGACGGGGUCCGUGGUAGAGAGUGCGGUUGGAAGUGGGAGUGGGAGUCCUGAGAAGUGAUUGAGUACUGUUUAUACUGUUUGGUAAUGGGGUUAUGGUGUUAUGGGAUUUGCAUAUUUUGUGUAUACUUGGGGGAGCUCUCAUUUGUUGUCUGUGGAUUAGGGGGUGAUACAUACGGCUGGGUUGUGGUGGUUUGAGGUGGAAUUGAAGAUACCCUUUUACUGAUAAUUAUAUUUACUACAUGCACAUAAGA
This is a messenger RNA of Aspergillus vadensis CBS 113365, 531 nucleotides long. Its product is annotated as heat shock factor-binding 1 family protein. The transcript is spliced from 3 exons. NCBI's taxonomy places the organism in Eukaryota, Fungi, Ascomycota, Eurotiomycetes, Eurotiales, Aspergillaceae. The record is from RefSeq and is a predicted model, not a curated record. Gene Ontology annotation, molecular function: transcription corepressor activity. Bases 27 to 338 code for a protein of 103 amino acids.